Messenger RNA from Lodderomyces theae, 1227 nucleotides. RefSeq lists its product as uncharacterized. Gene Ontology annotation, biological process: GPI anchor biosynthetic process. Lineage: Eukaryota; Fungi; Ascomycota; Pichiomycetes; Serinales; Debaryomycetaceae. The record is from RefSeq and is a predicted model, not a curated record. The coding region runs from base 1 to 1227 and encodes 408 amino acids. Gene Ontology annotation, cellular component: endoplasmic reticulum. Gene Ontology annotation, molecular function: hydrolase activity. The transcript has a single exon.
AUGAAGGAGUAUCGAGUGUUGUUCUACUUACUCAUCUCUUGGGUGAUUGUGUUCCUUAUAAAUGAGAAAUAUGUACCUUACAAAACAAUCCGACAAUGCAAAUGGCCAAACCUCAACCAAAAUAGCAAAGCUGAUGCCACCACGCAAACCAACAUCUUACUCAUUGCCGAUCCACAACUAAUUGACAAUCACACAUAUCCAGGUCGCAACUCUUAUUUGCUUAGUCUAUCGCAACACACCGUUGAUCAACAUUUGAAACGCAACUAUGCCCAAUUAACCAAACUCAACCCAAACUCAACGAUUUUCUUAGGGGAUUUACUAGAUAAUGGACGUGCCUCCACCGACGAGUACUUCAACAAGGAAGUGGCCCGAUUCAGAUCGAUUUUCCCACAAAAUAGACAAAUGUAUACUAACCUUCCCGGAAACCAUGAUAUUGGAUUUGGCGAUUUGAUACGAACUGAAGUACGUGAUCGAUUUAGUGAAACUUUUGGUAAUCCAAAUUUGCAAACUAGUAUUGCUGGGGUCGAGUUUAUUCUUGUUGAUACUACCAGUUUAUCAUCGACUAAGGAUCAGAUCAACCAAGCUGCGCUUGGGUUCGUUAAUGGAUUGCCAAAGAAGAGCAUGCCGCGGAUCUUGUUAUCACACGUGCCGCUUUCUCGUCAUCCUGAUACUAAAUGUGGCCCAUUAAGAGAAAAGCCAAAGUUUUUGGCCUUGGGACGAGGAUACCAGUAUCAAAAUUCACUCACAAAGGAGAUUUCCGAUUUUUUGCUUGAUAAGAUUGAGCCCGAUUUGAUAUUUUCGGGAGAUGAUCAUGAUUAUUGUGAUAUUGUACAUGAUCAAGGGACUAGGGAAAUCACGAUAAAGUCCAUGUCGAUGGCGAUGGGGAUUUACUAUCCCGCUGUGCAGUUACUCAGCUAUGUCAAACUGCCCGAGGGUUUAAAGUACCAAACCAAGAUUUGCUAUAUGCAGACGCCAUAUAUCAAUGUGGUUGUAUACAUUGUUAUGGCGGUUGUGUCAAUUGUGGUUAUACUACAGCAAAAUUUGCGCUUGAAAACGGGCAAUAAUUCAAGUUGGACGGUUUUGCCGUUGAGUAGACUGAAACGGGAGGAAAAGAGCAAGAUGGGUACUGGUGGGUGGAGAAAACAAAUGUGUUUGGAUGUGGCAAAGGAGAUGGCCUUUAUGGGAGUAGUGGUGAUUUUAGUUUACAAAUACUUGAUUGUUAUAUAG